AUGAAUUCAUCUUGCCGCUCAGUGACAUCAAUUUGUAAUGACGUCAUUGCGGUUACGGUCUCGUCAGCGGUCAGCAAGUUUGAUCAAGUGUUGGUCUCAGAUGAGGUCUUAGUGACAUUCACGUCUGUGGUCGACACCUGGUCUUCCCUCGUCAUCGCCUUUCUGGGAAUCGUCUGCAAUGUGCUGACGAUCAUCGUCUUCGCUGGCCUUGGGUUCAAGGACACUGUCAAUAUCACUAUGACGGUCAUCGCUUUUUGGGAUCUGGUUCGAGUCUUGUGCGGCGCUAUCCACAGGUGCUACGGCCCUUUGUCUCUUUUGUCUCCAACUCUGGGUAAAUCCUGGCAGAACAUCACCAUACCUAACGUCAAUUCUCUGCAGAACAUCGCCUCGAACGUCGCCUAUGUUAUCGGAGGCUACGUCGCAUUAGAGAGAUGCCUCUGCAUCAGCUUCCCUUUCCGGGUCAAAUCUCUGAUGACGCCGAAAGUCACGUGGUUAGCUUGCUCUGCUCUGUCAAUCAUUGUGCUGGCCUCACUGUUUCCUUCUCUUUUUCUCUUAGAGAUUCAAUGGAUGAAGUCGACGGGUCAAGACGAGCUAGUAGCUAUUUAUCGGUAUUCGACAUUUUAUUUCACUUAUGGGCUGGCGUAUAUGAACUUCUAUAAAUACUUUAACCUGCUAUAUCCAUUUAUCAGUCUCUCCGUCAUGGUGGUAAGUACUGCAAUCAUUGCGUAUACUCUUGGAAAAUCCUCGAGAUUCAGAAAGAAGAUGCUUAAAACGCCAACAACGCCCAAGCAGGGAACACAAAGUACCUCCACACUGACCAAACGAGACGUCCAGGUGGUCAAAAUGCUUCUGUUGGUCAUCGUGAGCUACAUACUAGUCCUGGUACCAAGAGUGACCACAUUUAUGGUCCAACUGUUUGAGCCAGAGUUCAUCGUACUUAGGUUUUAUAAUAACAUUUUCCGACUUAUAGUGGGCGUGAUCCUCUUUCUGGACUUUGUUAACUCCUCUUCUGGUCUUGCUAUUUAUUAUUUUAUGAGUUCUAAAUUUAGGUCUAGAAUACAAUGGAUAGUCAGAAAUGCAGUUAUUGGCUGUAGUUGUUCAACAUUUAAAUAA
Biomphalaria glabrata is the source of this 1113-nucleotide messenger RNA. RefSeq lists its product as uncharacterized. NCBI's taxonomy places the organism in Eukaryota, Metazoa, Mollusca, Gastropoda, Planorbidae. The transcript has a single exon. The record is from RefSeq and is a predicted model, not a curated record. Bases 1 to 1113 code for a protein of 370 amino acids. Gene Ontology annotation, biological process: neuropeptide signaling pathway. Gene Ontology annotation, molecular function: G protein-coupled peptide receptor activity. Gene Ontology annotation, cellular component: membrane.